AUAAAAAUUCCGUUCGUUUACGUCAGGCCGAUUUGGCAUAUAUAGGUAUUCCAGACAUGUGUGAAAAUAUGUGUGAUUAGGUCUGCCAAUUCACCUACUGAACUACUGAAAAGACUCCAUAGAGAAAGAACGAGAAAGCAGAGAAUGAACCUCGCGAUUGUACUGUUAGUGGUUCUGAGCACGGCGCCUUCUGUCCGUUCGAUACUACGCUGUUCUAAGUGUGAAGACAACUGUACCAGGAGGGAGAUCGACCAGUCGGCGAAGGUUCUCUUCAGCAAUGCCGCGAGUUCUUUCAUCGGGAAGGAUGAAAUCAACCGCUCAUUGGCCCCAUGGACAUACAAGGAAAACUUUAAUGCCACUAGAUUACCGAAGACUAUCUGGACUGCCAGUUGCAACCAUAGGCUUUGCCGGAACGACACGCUGUUAGGUUUCAAGCCCCACCUGCGCGUGCUGGACAUCAAAUACAACAUCAGGGUCUACUACAGAGAGCCCUGCCGAACCGCGAGUCACUACAGGCUGGUCCCAGAGACGUUCAGCGUUACUGUGGGCUGCACGUGCAUUGCAACACGCGCUUCCUAAGAGUUUGCUCCUCCUUAACGGCUACAUCUGUCACAUACAUACUACAUGUGUGCUACAAUGAAUAUUAUAUAUUUCAUGUAAAAAAAUGUCAAAGUAUGGUAUUUUGAAAUAUCUGAAAAUGGGAUAAACAUAAAGACAUAAACUUCCCAGUACAUACACUGUGUGUAUGGCCAACAGUAAUCUUUCUCAAGAAAGAGAGAAAAAAUCGCAAGGCACUCAAUCUCCAGAUUAGCAGUGUAAGCCUUUAUUAUUUUGGGUAAACCCAACACGUAUCGGCAGUAAAUGCCUUCAUCAGGGGAUUUGUUAGUAAUCCUUCUCAGUUUUGAGAUCUAGAAACAGAAAAAUAGGAAAAAUACACUUAUAGUGAUUUUCCUGGUUAAUAGCUUUCAGUUUCUCCAUAAACAACACACUUAGGCUAUAUUUAGAUUUUUAAAAAACCCAGCCUUCAGUGUGUUAAAUUGUAUCGCUGUUUUUAUUUUUGUGGUUUUUAUUGUAUUACAUGCCAUUUUUAAUUGUCUCACUCCUUUAUGGUCUGUCCACCAAUUGAAAAAUGCAUAAAUUAUUAUUGGCCUAUUAUUACAUAUUGUAAUGUUUUCAUCUGUGAGAAUUCAAGGGAACCAUUUUUUCUAGCAGUUGUCAACUGUAGUCAGCUGUAGUCACCAGCGUGUGGCGGACGAGAAUCCACUGUGCACGCCUGGUACAGCAUUUUAUUAUUACUGCUGAAAGUUAUUAACUUCCAAGAAAAGCUGGAUUUUAUGAAGGUAGAAAACAACUAUCAGAUGGACUAAACUACGUUUAGAUGGACACAGGUGAUAGUCAUGGUGGGGGGGGGGGGGUCUUAAUUUGUUUAGAAACAUAACAGAUUUAUUUAAAACUUAUGAGCACAAAUUGACACUAACCAAUGGGAAUUGCUCAUCUUAAAAAGGUGAGGUGAAGGAAUGUGGGGGAGGGGGUGCAUUAGCUCCACAGCAGGUGCGUCAUUAGUCCCACGGCUCCCCUACUCCUGGCACUCGCACCAUCCAGGUUUUCACUCCAGUGCAAUGUUGCUCAUUUACCCAGAACAUAUUUAUCCCAGCACUAUGACAUUUUACUCGAAUCUGCUUUGACAUGUCAGUGGUCAUUACCCGCUUUAGUUACAGACAUAACUUAAUCGAGCUGGAAGCCAUUUAAACCAGAGUAAAAGUAGUCCAAUGUUAUAUUCAUAUGAAGUAGCUGGUUAUAAUUAUAACAGAGGGGCGGAGUAACAGUAAAUGAAAAUGCCCAUACAAGGGUAUAAUAAGUUUUUUCUGGGCAUACUCAUGUUAAUCAAGGAAACACAUUCCAGUGGGUAACGUGAGACCAGCCACAUAUUCAAAUUAUGCAUGUAAAUAGAAACUGAAAAUAUAUCAUGAAAAUAGACUGUGCGCAAACAUUGACGCUCUUUGUAAUUAACCGUGAAGCGAGUUGUGGUAACCUCCAGAUUGAUGAGGAAAGCUGUUUUUGUUUUCUGUUUAACAACCAGCAAAUAGCCAGCCACAUAGCCCAAUCUGGUGUGUGCUUAGCCUAUUAUAAAUGCUUGUGACCAGGUGGCUGUUUCUUUUCCAUUAAUCACUUGGAGCAUUGAGAAGAUGAUGCUAUGUCAACGCAGCAAGCAAAUUAGCUGAACACAUCUAACAUUAAACAUGGAAUUAAUUUCAAACACAUUGAUGAGAACAAUUCAUUUCUUUUACAGAUAUUAUACACCAUUUAAAAUGCCAAACCCCAUCUAUUGUCCCUAAUCUUUAAAUCAGAAGCCCUCUCACAGUGACCUCCCUGGGUAUCAACCCUCUCGUUUUCUCUUUAGAUGCCGUUAUAUAAACAUAUAACAGCAAAAAGCACAUUGUCAUAGCAACUCAGAGGUGGCGUAAUUGUAACAGCUGUCCCAAUUGUAAAGACGUGUUUUUUGGUCACCUAGCAAACAGUUUGUGCUAAAAUCGACUCAUAAAACCAUACUCAAGGACUGAUAACUGGUUAAAAUGAUGUAUGCUGUGAUUUAUUAAAUAAAAAUAUA
Anguilla anguilla (European eel) is the source of this 2608-nucleotide messenger RNA. Its product is annotated as interleukin-17A-like. The transcript has 3 exons. The record is from RefSeq and is a predicted model, not a curated record. Gene Ontology annotation, molecular function: cytokine activity. Lineage: Eukaryota; Metazoa; Chordata; Actinopteri; Anguilliformes; Anguillidae. The coding region runs from base 145 to 579 and encodes 144 amino acids. Gene Ontology annotation, cellular component: extracellular region.